UAUAUCAUUGGCAGAUAAGAGUCACUUUUUAGUUUCAAACUAAUCUCAAUGUGACCUCUAUCUCACUUCACUCUGCAAUUGCAUAGUGGCAUGUCAACUCUGAACAAGAAAAACAUUGCAGGCAAAGUAGCCGAUCUUCAUCAACUUAGACAGCUCCAUGCACAACUCGUCCUCCACUCCCACCACCACCGCAACCACUGGGUGGCGCUUCUCCUUACCGAAUGCACGCGCCUCCUUGCACCCUCAAACUACACCUACCACAUUUUUCAUUUAGCAACAUAUCCCAAUGCUCAUGUCUUCACCUGCAUGCUCAGAUAUUACUCCCAAAUCUCUGCUACCACAGAAGUUACUUCUUUCUUCAAACACAUACGAUACUACGACAUUAAGCCCGAUGCAUCGUUUUAUCUGGUUUUGAUCAAAUCUGCAGGAAAGGCCAGCGCGCUACUUCACGCUCAUUUACUCAAACUAGGACAUUGUCGCGAUCAUCAUGUCCGAAAUGCAAUUAUGGUUACGUAUGCUAAGUCUGGACAUAUUGAGGUUGCCAGGAAACUGUUCGAUGAAAUGCUCGACAGAACUGUUGCAGAUUGGAACGUCAUGAUCUCUGGAUAUUGGAAUUGCGGGAAUGGAGAUGAGGCCAGUAGACUUUUUCGCACGAUGGGCGAGUCGGAAAGGAAUGUUAUUACUUGGACCGCCAUGGUAACUGGACACGCAAAGAUGGGGAAUUUAAAGGUUGCAAGGAGAUAUUUUGAAAAGAUGCCAGAAAGAAGUGUGGUAUCAUGGAAUGCAAUGCUAUCAGGAUACACUCGGAGUGGAGCAGCACAAGAGACUGUAAGAUUGUUUAAUGAGAUGCUUAGCUCUGGUAAUGAACCAGAUGAAACAACUUGGGUGAUUGUCCUGUCAUCUUGCUCAUUACUUGGUGAUCCUUGUCUUGCUGAGUCAAUUGUCGAAAAGUUAGGCAAAAUGAAGUUUCGUUCAAAUUAUUUUGUCAAGACAGCUCUUCUUGAUAUGCAUGCGAAGUGUGGUAACCUUGAGGAAGCUCAGAAGAUUUUUGACCAAUUGGGUCUGUGUAAGAAUUCUGUCACAUGGAAUGUCAUGAUUUGCGCUUAUGCAAGAGUGGGUAAUUUAUCUAUGGCAAGAGAACUUUUUAAUAAGAUGCCAGAAAGGAACACUGUAUCAUGGAAUUCGAUGAUUGGUGGUUAUGCUCAAAAUGGCGAGUCACUAAAGGCAAUCGAGCUGUUCAAGGAAAUGAUAUGGAGUAAAGAUUCAAAACCAGAUGAGGUGACUAUGGUGAUUGUUUUUUCUGCCUGUGGACACCUUGGAAGACUGGGCUUAGGGAAUUGGGCUGUCAGUAUCCUCAAUGAAAAUCAUAUCAAGCUUAGUAUCUCUGGAUAUAAUUCUUUGAUUUUCAUGUACUUAAGAUGUGGAGAUUUGGAAGAUGCAAGAAUAGUAUUUCAAAAAAUGGAAAACAGAGAUCUAGUUUCCUAUAACACGUUGAUUUCCGGGCUAGCAGCACAUGGGCAUGGAACGGAAAGCAUCAAGCUAAUGUCAAAAAUGAAAGAAGAUGGUAUUGAACCAGACCGCAUAACAUAUAUUGGGGUAUUGACUGCAUGCAGUCAUGCAGGAUUAUUGGAGGAGGGUUGGGAAGUUUUUGAAUCAAUCAAAGUUCCUGAUGUAGACCACUAUGCAUGUAUGAUUGAUAUGCUAGGUCGAGUAGGUAAAUUAGAAGAGGCUAUGAAGUUGAUUCAAAGAAUGCCAAUGGAGCCCCAUGCUGGCAUUUAUGGUUCUCUUUUAAAUGCUACCAGCAUUCACAAGCAAGUUGAACUCGGGGAACUUGCUGCAGAUAAAUUGUUCAAGGUUGAACCACAUAAUUCUGGAAAUUACGUGUUGCUUUCCAACAUAUAUGCUUUGGCUGGUAGGUGGAAAGAUGUUGACAAAGUUAGGGAUAACAUGAGAAAACAGGGAGUGAAGAAAACAACAGCUAGGAGCUGGGUGGAGCAUAGCUCGUAAGUUCAUCGUUAGAAAACAUACCACAUGAAUAUCAUAUAUUUAUAAUGUCUAAGAAAUCUCAAGGUUAAGUUGAGGAAGGCAGGAUAUAUAUGUUGAAGUAUAAAGGGAAAGUAGGGAAAUUUUAAUAAUUAUUGAAGAAUUGAAGAAAAUUAGAAAAGUACAAAAACGUUUUAUUUAUUGUUGUAUUAAGUAAUAUCAGACAGCAAUAUGUGUUGCAUCUAUAAUUCAAAAAACAUUUGAUAAUGUAAAUAGUUUUUAUUUUAUUGUAAUAACUACAAAUCUUCUAUCAAAA
This is a messenger RNA of Vigna unguiculata (cowpea), 2299 nucleotides long. RefSeq names its product Pentatricopeptide repeat (PPR) superfamily protein. The record is from RefSeq and is a predicted model, not a curated record. Gene Ontology annotation, biological process: RNA modification. Gene Ontology annotation, molecular function: protein binding; RNA binding. Lineage: Eukaryota; Viridiplantae; Streptophyta; Magnoliopsida; Fabales; Fabaceae.